This is a messenger RNA of Phyllostomus discolor (pale spear-nosed bat), 5317 nucleotides long. RefSeq names its product ATP-binding cassette sub-family A member 3-like. The coding region runs from base 148 to 5187 and encodes 1679 amino acids. NCBI's taxonomy places the organism in Eukaryota, Metazoa, Chordata, Mammalia, Chiroptera, Phyllostomidae. Gene Ontology annotation, biological process: transmembrane transport; lipid transport. Gene Ontology annotation, cellular component: intracellular membrane-bounded organelle; membrane. Gene Ontology annotation, molecular function: lipid carrier activity; ATP hydrolysis activity; ABC-type transporter activity. The transcript is spliced from 31 exons. The record is from RefSeq and is a predicted model, not a curated record.
UGCUAUCAAUCUUUAAAUCCAAAUACAGAGAAAAUUAGGAGAAAGAAGUAAUACUAUUAUUUGCUUGAUCUUUACAUUAUUAGGUAACUUAAUAUUACAAAACCACUUCUCCAUACCUGGAGUUGAACAUACACUGUUUGUACAAGAAUGGAUUUGUUGACAUUCAAACAGUUUGCGGUGCUUCUCUGGAAAAAUUUUACUAUAAAGAGAAGGCAGUUCAUUAAUUUAAUAUUGGAAGUCUUAACAGCAUUGGUGUUUCCAAUGUUGCUUUUGCUAUUCCGUGCACUUACUAAUAUAAAUGUUAUUGGAUCUCACAAUUUUAAUCCUCAACCCAUCAGUAGUCUGCCUUCUUUCCUCAAAAAUCCUGAAGAGUGGGAAUUGAUUUACGUGCCUUCUAAUAUUAAUGUGGUAAAAGAGAUCACUGAGAGUAUGAAGAGGAAUUUAAACAUCAGUAUAAAAGUGCAAGGCUUUUCUUCAGAAACUGAGUUUGAGAAGUAUGUGAAAUAUGACUCUAGGUCUCACAAAGUGCUGGCUGCCAUUGUUUUUGACAAUGACUUCAAAAACAGCAAUGACCCUCUGCCACUUCAGGUAAAAUAUCACCUGCGUUUUGUUAGGAUACAAAGGACUAUCUUGUGGCCAGACUUGUCAGGGUGGAAAACAGCCUUGCUCUUUCCUAUCUAUCCUUCUUCAGGCCCUAGGAACCCAAGUGACCAUGAAGGAGGAAGUCCUGGGUACAUCAGAGAAGGGUUCCUGGCUGUACAGAAUGCCUUAGAUAAAGCCAUUAUGCUGUAUCAUGAGAACAGUGCUAGACAGAAGCUGUUUGAUGGCAUUAGCAUUUUUAUACAGAGGUUUCCACACCCAGCUCAUUCUCACGAUGGAUUAAUUUGGAGCAUUAGUGGCUUUCUCCCUUUGAUGUUCAUACUCAUGUUCUCUCCAAUUGUACUUUCCAUCAUGAGAUUCAUUGUGUGGGAAAAGGAAAAAGGAUUGAAGGACUACCAACUCAUAAUUGGACUUAGAAAAUGGAUGAUCUGGGCUUCCUAUUUCUUCACAGUCUUCUUUUUUUAUAUGAUUAUUAUCACUUUGAUAUGUGUGUUAUUCUUUGCCAAGAUUUCCAAUGAACCAAUCUUCCGCUACAGUGACUAUAGUUGCAUCUUUGUUUUUCUUAUAUGUUAUGCCAUUGCUUCAAUUUUCUUUGGCUUUAUGGUUAGCACAUUCUUCAGUAAAGCCCACUUGGCUGCUUCUGCUGGAAGCCUUCUAUAUUUUGCCAGUUUCUUUCCAUUUAAAUCCAUCGCUCAAAACUAUGGACAGAUAACCCUCACUAACAAGGUGGCUGCCUGUCUCAGCUCAAAUGUUGCACUGGCACUGGGGAUUAAUCUUCUGCUCAAGUUGGAAAUAAAAGAAAUUGGUGUCAAGUGGGAUAACCUUUGGACACCAGCCAACCUUGAGGAUAACCUCAUAUUUGGCUAUAUGAUGGGAAUGCUUUUAGUUGAUGCUUUCUUAUACGGCCUUGUGACCUGGUAUGUAGAAACUGUCUUUCCAGGACAGUAUGGCGUGUCCCAACCAUGGUACUUUUUUCUUAUGCAUUCAUACUGGUAUGGUCAUCCAAGAAUUAGAAGGAAAAGGGAAGAAAUGAAAGGCUGUGGAAGAACUCAAAACAAAUAUUAUGAGCCUGAAUCAACUAGCUUGGUGGCAGGUAUCCAGAUCGAACACUUACACAAGGAAUUUGGUGACAAAGUAGCAGUAAACGACAUAUCAUUGAACUUGUAUAAGGGGCAGAUCACUAUUCUUCUAGGAGAAAAUGGGGCAGGAAAAACCACAACCUUGUCUAUUCUCACAGGUCUCUACCUUCCAACCAGAGGAGAGGUCUACAUUAAUGGAUAUGCCAUCUCAAAGAACAUAAUUGAUAUUCGAAAAAACAUGGGCUUCUGCCCACAGCAUGACUUGUUGUUUAAUGACUUGACACUAUCAGAACACCUUUAUUUCUACUUUAUGGUAAAAAGAAAAUGUCAGAAGAUAUACCCUAUUGAAAUUGACAAUAUGCUCUCUACUUUUAACCUACAAGAAAAGCGUGAUACAAUUUCAGAGUCACUGACUGCAGGAAUGAAACGCAAACUCUCCGUCAUGAUAGCACUUAUAGGAGACUCCAAGGUGAUGAUACUCGAUGAACCAUCAUCUGGCAUGGACCCUCUCUCAAGAAGAGCCACCUGGGAUCUCCUUCAACGAUAUAAGCACAAUCGUACCAUCUUAAUGACCACCCACUACAUGGAUGAAGCUGACAUCUUGGGUGACCGUAUAGCCAUCAUGGUCAAGGGAACCCUGCAGUGCUGUGGCUCUUCAGUCUUCCUUAAACAAAUAUAUGGUGCUACAUAUCACAUAGUCAUGGAACUUGAACCACAACAUGAUGUUGAAAGGAUUUCUGCAGUGAUUCGGUCUCAUAUUGCAGAUGCCACCUUGGAAAAGUGUACUGGAGCCGAAUUAUCAUUUAACCUUCCCAAAGAGUAUACCCACAGGUUUAAAACUCUGUUUAAUGAACUGAAUAAGAAAAAAAGAGAGCUAGGCAUUGCCUGCUUUGAUGCUUCAAAAACUACCAUGGAAGAAGUCUUCCUUAAGGUCAAUAAGCUGACAAAUCCCCAAAUGGAUAUUCUUCCUAUCCAGUCCCCUUCAUUGAAGGGCCAAAAAAUAAGACAAGACAUGAAGAAGAAUAUUAUUACACCUGGAAACCAUAACACACCAAUUUUUUCAAGACUGAAUGAAAUUGCUACCAUUAAAUUUAAUACUGGGUUUCCACUUUUCUGCCAGCAAUUUCAUUCCAUGUUUAUAAAGAGAGCACUAUUCAGUUGGCGCAACUGGAAAUUGGUUUUGCUACAGAUAUCAAUAAUUUUGUUUGUCACUACAUACCUCUUAACAGCUCAAAAUUUAUAUUCUGAAGAGCACAUCAGAGAAAUGGAUUUGAGUCAGUAUGGUCAAACAAUUGUGCCUUACUCAGUUUUAGGGAAAUCUGAUUUGGCUAUGAAUCUCAUAAGGAACCUGAAGAUUCUUCUACAACCUAAGAAUCAAGAACUUCGUGAAGUGCAAGGUAAUGUAACAAAUUACAUAUUGGAAAAUAAAACGUGCCGUGACUUCUCAAUUAUUGCACUUUCAAUUGAGGUUGAGAAAAACAAAACAGUAUUUACUAUUUUAUUCAAUAAUGAGGCAUACCAUUCAGCUCCAACAUCCCUGGCAGUGUUAGACAACAUUCUCUUUAUGUCACUUUCCGGCCCCAGUGCUUCCAUUAAAGUCUCCAACAAACCUCAGCCUCUCCCUCUUUAUGAGUCUCAUACAGUGCCUGAAAAUGGAUUGCAGAUAGUAUUAUGUUUGGCUUUUGGCAUGGCUGCUGUAGUUGGUAGCUUUGGCCCCCAGACAGUGACUGAGAGAACCACUAAGGCAAAGCACAUCCAGUUUGUGAGUGGAGUCUAUGUACUUAUUUACUGGCUCUCUGCUUUGCUGUGGGAUCUCAUCUUCUUCUCCAUUUCCUGCUGCUUAUUACUGGGAGUGUUUAAAUACUGCAGACUGGAUGCAUUUGUGGAAGACUACCAUUUUCUGGAUACAAUGAUGAUCUUUAUGCUGUAUGGUUGGUCUGUUGUUCCUCUCAUGUAUCUGGGAAGCUUCCUGUUUUCUAAUAGUACUACUGCCUACAUCAAGCUCACCCUCUUUAACUACUUUUCAACUGUUUUCAGCAUUGUUAUCCACACAGUAAUACAAUACUAUGGCAAUGAAAUUCCUGACUCCACCAAAACCUUCAUAGAUAAUGUGUUAAUGAUGCUCCCCAGUUACAACUUUGCAAUGAGUAUCAGCAAAUUCUUUGAGGACUAUGAAGUAAAAAAAUUGUGUGCCCAAGAAUUUCAAAACAUCUAUAUGAACUGCAGUAAAAAAUUUAUUGAGAGCAGUGUCUAUAGUUUUGGAGAACAUGGAAUUGCAAAGUUUUUGACUGCAUUGGCUGCCACAGGCUUAUUUUACCUCCUGUUGCUUUUUUGUCUGGAGACUACAUCUUGGAGAUUUAAAAACUUUGUAUUUCAGAAAAUUUUAUCUAACAUGUACAACAUAUUCAUGAAAGGCAGGAAGACGCCUAUGUCCAUCAAAGUAAGCAAGGAAUAUAAAGAUGAAAAUAUAGAAAAUGAAAGGAAGGAAGUCUUGACACAGCCUCAUAAAUUGAAGAACAGCCCAUUGCUUCUCAAAGAACUUACAAAGAUUUAUUAUAAAUGUCCAGUUGUAAAGGCUGUAAGAAAUAUUUCCCUUAUCGUCAAAAAGUCUGAAUGCUUUGGAUUACUUGGCUUAAAUGGAGCUGGGAAGACCACUACAUUGAAAAUGUUGACUGGAGAUGAGACCACCACUUCUGGAGUUGUGUUAAUUGAUGGCAUUAGCAUCACUGAAAAUAUCAGAAAGGUUAGGUCAAGAAUUGGCUAUUGUCCUCAGUCUGAUCCUGUGCUGAACCACAUGACAGGUCGGGAAUUGAUGAUCAUGUAUGCCAGGCUGCAGGGGGUCCCUGAGCCAAACAUCUACAAGUAUGUAGAAACAUUUUUGCAUUCAAUGCACCUGGAAACCCAUGCUGACAAAUUUCUCUACACAUAUAGUGGAGGAGACAAACGUAAAUUGAAUACUGCUAUUGCCCUAAUGGGAAAGCCCUCAGUUGUCUUCCUGGAUGAGCCAUCUACUGGCAUGGACCCAGUAGCCCGGCGCCUUCUCUGGGACACAGUGACAUGGAUGAGUAAAAGUGGCAAAGCUAUCAUCAUAACUUCCCACAGCAUGGAAGAAUGUGAGGCCCUCUGUACCAGACUGGCCAUCAUGGUAAAGGGGAGAUUCAAGUGCCUAGGCAGCCCUCAGCACCUCAAGAACAAAUUUACUGAUAUAUAUACUCUGACAGUAAAGAUUAAGAUCGAUAAGAAUGAAAAUAAAUUAAAGAAGUUCAAAGAAUCCAUUGCAACAACAUUCCCAGGUAACAUCAUAAGCCAGGAAUAUCAAGGAAUUAUUUACUACCACAUUCCCAGAAAGGAAAUUUGCUGGGGGAAGGUGUUUAGUAUUUUGGAGGAAGCUAAAGUGCUAUUCAAUUUAGAAGACUAUUCUAUAGGUCACAUAACACUGGAACAAAUCUUCCUGGCCAUUGCUAAUGUUGAUAAAAUGGAAAAUGAUCAAGAAAUAAAGCUAUUAUGAUAUUCAAUUGCAACCGGUGACCUUUAUGUCUUUCCUAGACUGCUGCCUGCAACUAAGUACAGAGGUACCUCUCUCAUCUUGUUUUUCUUCUUCUACCUUCUCCUUCUCUUCCUUCUUUCUCCUCCUCCUC